Molecule: messenger RNA, 2146 nt
Organism: Cryptomeria japonica (Japanese cedar)
Lineage: Eukaryota; Viridiplantae; Streptophyta; Pinopsida; Cupressales; Cupressaceae
Product: UV-B-induced protein At3g17800, chloroplastic
Exons: 4
Coding region: 418-1743 (441 amino acids)
Source: RefSeq, a predicted model, not a curated record
GGGUUGUUCUAGAUGCACACAAUAAAUUCCAGCUGCAAUAUCAUGUAUGGAUGUUCGUAAACGCGGAUAAGAUUGGUAUGUUGUUUGUUUGUCCAUUGGUUCGCGUCUUUUCCACAAAAAUUCUCAUCCACGUUUGCCCUCAUAAUUCAAGGAAAGUUCCCGAAUAAAUCGAUUUUAUCACAGGAAGAAUCGUAAUCUUAUUUGGGUCGGAUGAAGUUACGUGUCACAGCAGUGACUGGAUCUUCACUUGGAAAUUCUUAAAUACAUAUCAAUAAACAGUUGAGUUCUUCUUCUUUUAUAUAAUGGUUUGGUCAAUUGAACGAGAUGAUGCUUAGCUUUGGGUAUUUGAAAGUAUUCAAUUAACUGGUGGGCUUGACCUGGAGGUAAGUAUUAGAGUGUCUUUCCUCGGUUCAUAAGAUGCAAGGCCUGGUUGCUGUUGGUAAGACAAGUGGAAUUUUUAAGCCUACCAGUGGAUUGAUAGCUGGUUGCAAACUGAGCACUAGUGGCUCAGAUGCUAGACUGCAUGUCUCCUGUGGGCUUAACAACUCCGGUUUCUUCAAUGCCCCCAACAAGGACCAUCUUUCAAUAUUUCUUCCAAAUCACAGAGGAAAGCCAUCAUUUGGACGGAGUACAAGAAAAAUAAAUAUUUGUGUGAGAGCUGAUGGGAGCCAAGAUAAAACUUCUGGCAGUAUUUUCCCACUUGAACUGGAAUCACCAACUGGCCAGUUUUUGUCUCAGAUUCUGAGCAGCCAUCCUCAUCUACUCCCUGCUGCAAUUGAACAGCAGCUAGAGACACUUGCAGCUGAUAGGGAUGCUUCUGCAGAGCAGGAACUGCCUUCAACAAGUGGCACAGAUAUUGUAUUAUACAGGAGAAUUGCAGAGUUGAAGGCCAAAGAGAGACGCAAGGCCGUAGAAGAAAUCAUCUAUGCUCUUAUUGUUCAGAAAUUUAUUGACGCUGAUGUUUCACUGAUACCAUCAAUGUCAAUGCCUGCUGAUCCUUCUGGGAAAGUAGAUACAUGGCCAAAUCAGGACACAGAGCUUGAAGCCAUGCAUUCUACAGAGGCUCUGGAGAUGAUAAGAGAGCAUCUAUCUCUUGUUCUUGGAAAGCGCAAUGCAAUAUCGGAUUCAACUGCUGUUGCUCAAAUUAGCAAGCUGCGAGUUGGACAAGUUUAUGCCGCAUCUGUUAUGUAUGGUUAUUUUUUGAGGAGAGUUGAUCAACAUUUUCAACUUGAGAAGAGCAUGAAGAUGCUUCCGUUUGGGUUGAAUGGAGAUAUUGAUGCAGAACAGUUGAUGAGUACACACCCAGAAUUAGAAGAUGAUAGAUAUCAAGAUAAUUCUGCUUCACAAGGUUCUGCAGCAGCAGCUGCAGCACUUGCAGCAAUGGCUGGUGCAGUAGCUCCUGCAGGUCCAGAUUUUAAUCCUAUAGUUUUUGGUGAGUAUGGGGCUAAGCCCUGUAAGUUGAGGGCUUAUGUCAUGUCAUUUGAUCCCGAGACAUUGCAGAGGUAUGCUACAAUGAGGUCCAAGGAGGGCGUGAACAUCAUUGAGAAGCAUGCAGAGGCCUUGUUUGGGAGACCUGAAAUUCGGAUUACACCUGAUGGGUCAAUGGCUGUUGCCAAGGAUGAGAUAAUAAGGAUAAGCUUUACAGGCUUGAACAGUUUGGUGCUAGAGGCUGUCACCUUUGGGAGUUUCCUGUGGGAUGUCGAGAGUUAUGUUGAUUCAAGGUACCAUUUUGUUAAUAAGUAGAUUUAAGAGUUCUACUUUCUCUAAUGCGUGCAACUCCAUGGCUUGCAAUGAUUUUGGGAGCUAUGGAACUCCAAAAACAGACAGUGGUUAAUCUGAUAAUGACGCAACAUGUCUUGAGAAUAUUUUGCCUACUUGUAUAAUGUAUAUGAUGGGAGGUCAUCUCUUGUAUCUCUUAGCUUUUUGGUUACAUGUUGACAAGGUAGUGAUGCAUUCAACAAAUCUACUCUCUCGUGAUUUCUUCUUCCAAGCGACCUGGGAAACAUGACUCUUGGAAUGAAAAUAAUACUCAUCCCAGACGGCUAAAUGGGUCAUUUGAUGGCCUUAGAAUCUGAGUUCGAAUUUGCUUAGCAAUCGACAUUUCUGUUAAUAUCAGAGUUUAUUAAUAGACAACCCUUUGCUUGUA